This is a messenger RNA of Esox lucius (northern pike), 2534 nucleotides long. RefSeq names its product exonuclease 5 (gene exo5). Gene Ontology annotation, biological process: interstrand cross-link repair. The transcript is spliced from 6 exons. Gene Ontology annotation, cellular component: nucleus. Bases 661 to 2172 code for a protein of 503 amino acids. The record is from RefSeq and is a predicted model, not a curated record. NCBI's taxonomy places the organism in Eukaryota, Metazoa, Chordata, Actinopteri, Esociformes, Esocidae. Gene Ontology annotation, molecular function: single-stranded DNA 5'-3' DNA exonuclease activity.
CUGCUUAUUAAUAAAUAACUAUCACACAAGAUAUGCUAGCUGUUGUGACCGGAUGGACAGAUACAUUUUCAGCCGGUUUAACAAUACAAUUUCGUCAAAACGAUUAUCUGGCUAAUAUUAAAGGGCCUCACUGAAUAUAAUGGGCCUUGCCUUUUGGAGUCUCAUGAGACAAAAAUGGGCCAAUUAUAAAUGUUGUUCCAAUUUCUUGGACCUUUUUGCUGCCACACUGGCUAAACCUUAGAAUAACUGACUGGUAUGCAAUGACACAAGAUAAUUUAAAGGAGUUUUUGAGUUAGUUAAAAAUUGGGAUAUUAGGAACACACGACUGUGGAUAUUGACCAGUGGCAAUAUUCUGUUGAAAAUACUGUACAUUUAAAGUUUACCCUGUUGUGACUCUUGGAGAGAGUAUGGCCUCAGGUAUCUGUAGCCUGUUAGAUUCAUGUUAUAAAUCUAUAUGGAAUGGGAUGCAUCGUCAGCUGUUAUAGCAUGCUGUCAUCACAAAGUUGCAGCGUGUUUGCCUGCAAAGGUAUGCCAAACAAGUCUAUGUGAGCAUUUUGAAUAUUACUGUAUUCAGGUUUUGCCACAUUUGCCAUUGCCGCUCCUGAACAAGUCAAUUUGACUCUAAUUCCUGGUCAUGGUACCAUUGUGACUCCUGGUGACAUGACCAGUUUGAUUCCUGAUGAAGGUGCCAUUGUGACUCCUGGUGACAUGACCAGUUUGAUUCCUGAUGAAGGUGCCAUUGUGACUUCUGGUGACAUGACCAGUUUGAUUCCUGAAGGUGACAUGACCAGUUUGAUUCCUGAUGAAGGUGCCGUUGUGACUCCUGGUGACAUGACCAGUUUGAUUCCUGAUGAAGGUGCCGUUGUGACUCCUGGUGACAUGACCAGUUUGAUUCCUGAAGGUGACAUGACCAGUUUGAUUCCUGAUGAAGGUGCCGUUGUGACUCCUGGUGACAUGACUAGUUUGAUUCCCAAUGAAGGCACCAAUGAGACUCCCAGUUUAGUUCCCAGUAACAGUUUGAGCACAGCGACUGUGUGUGUGGGGGAUGAUGGCCAGACCCUAGCCAAGACAGAGGAGAUGAUCAAUGGUCUCAUUAAGAAACGGCCACACUUGUCCCGUUUCGAGAGGCUGAGCAAAAACCGUAGCGCUGCUUGCCUGACUGUCCCCGACCAGACUCCAAUGGAGAGGUUCAACAAGCGUCACCUCAGUGUUACUCAGCUGUGUGAGCAGUCCUGGUGUGAGAUUAAGGUCAUCUAUGGGUUCCUCCAGCCCCACGUGAAGAGGAGAGAAAUGAAAAAGAGUGCAGUGAUUACAGGGAGCAGUAUUCAUCUGGCUAGAGAACUGGAGGCCAACCCGGAUGCUGUGACUUUUGUUGUUCAAACCAGAGAGGACAGGGAAGCUUUAAAACUAAUGAAGCUGACACAGAUGGUCUCAGGUCUGAAGGCAGGCCAGCUUGUGCGGGAGUUUCCAGUGUUUGGUGUGUUGGAGGGGGUCUUUUUCCUGGGUGUGGUUGAUGAGCUGUAUCAUAAUGAGUCUGGGGAACUGGUUUUAAAGGAACUGAAGACCCGCAGUCACAACUCCCUGCCUCACCCUGCCCAGUCCAAGGGCCACUUUCUACAGGUGGGUUUGUAUAAGCUGCUGUUUGACUCCAUGGUCCAGGGUUCUAUGACAAGGCUCAACCUGCUCCAGUAUCUCAAGCUCCAGCCCCACCAAGCCUUUGGAUCAGAGCUCCAGAUCUAUGCUCAGAAAUUGGGCCUCCCGGCAGUCACUUUUGGAGAGCUAGUGGACCACUUUCUGAACGUCCUUAACUUCUGCAACCUGCAGGCCGUCAACAAGCUGACCCUAGAGUACAUCCACCAGAGGUCUGGAAGCCUUGUAGGAAGCAUAGAGGUAGAAUUCAACGAGGCCCAGCUAAGGGCUGAGCUCAGGGGCUACCUGGCCUUCUGGAGGGGGCAAAGGGAACCCCAGGGUGUGGAUGUGGAGAAUAUAGAAGAGGCAUGGAAGUGUAGUAUGUGCCCCUAUGAGGAGAGUUGUGACUGGAGGACUAGUAAACUGCAAGAGGUCAUUGUUGAUGGCAAUAAGAAAACCAGAUUUGAUGGUUUUAAGUCGGGGAGUUCCAAUUCAAAAUGUUAUCAGUUGGAGGUUCCCCAAUUGGAGGUAGGUCAGGACUAAGAAUAAGACAUAGGAUAGCCCGACAGUGAAUGUUCAUGUCUUCCUUCAUUGUUCUGUGGGAGUAGCGUGAAGUGUUGUUCAGGAAGAUCAUUGCCAAAAGGUGUUAACACCUAGUAAGCAAUCCUAUGUGCAAUAACCCUUUUAGAUAUGUAAUAUAGACUAAUAUCCAUAUAUUGUACAUGUUUAUCAUAUCAGGCAUGUAUUUUAUUCUGUUUGUUAAUAUAUGUCUUUAUAUUUUUAACCCAUUGCUACUUUUAUAAAUUACAUUCAUAAAUAUAUUGUGAUUACAUUUAUACUGUAAGAAAAUAUUUAACAAUAUGAAUUACUUAUUCACAUAUUUUAUUAUGUGAAUGAAAAACCUA